CGGUCGCCACAGUCGUUAGUUUCAGACAAGGUAGCUAGCCGCUUGUGAUUAGCCACGUCAUGAAGUGUUACUCCUCAAAGAUUAACGAGAUUUGACCAAAUCGGGAAUUUGUCUUAAUUUCUAAUCCGACUUUGAACUUUACGUUUAAUACUCUGAAAUAAUUAUAUGGAAAGAUGUCAGACAUAGGGGACUGGUUCAAAAGCAUUCCCCUCAUCACCAGGGGCUGGUUUGCUGCCUCGAUUGCUGUUCCCCUUAUAGGGAAACUAGGACUGAUUGAUCCCAGGAACCUCGCACUGAGGCCAGAUUUGUUCUUAAGAAGAUUUCACCUGUGGAGACCAGUGACGGCCACCCUGUAUUUCCCAGUGUACCCAAAUACUGGCUUCCUGUUCCUUGUCAACCUAUAUUUCCUCUACAACUACUCCACCCGGUUAGAGACAGGAGCGUUUGAUGGCCGACCGGCUGACUAUGUCUUCAUGCUCCUCUUCAACUGGAUCUGCAUUGUUAUAACUGGGCUGCUCAUGGACAUGCAGCUGCUGAUGAUCCCGUUGAUCAUGUCUGUACUGUACAUCUGGGCUCAGUUCAAUAAAGACAUGAUAGUUUCUUUCUGGUUUGGAACAAGAUUCAAGGCACAUUAUCUGCCUUGGGUCAUUUUGAUCUUUAACUUCAUCAUCGGCGGCUCGUUUGUGAAUGAACUCAUUGGGAACCUGGUGGGUCACCUUUACUUCUUUCUCAUGUUCAAAUAUCCCAUGGACCUGGGAGGACGCGCCCUCCUUUCUACGCCACAGUUCUUGUAUCAACUGCUCCCUACCAGGAGAGGAGGGGUGUCAGGCUUUGGAGCUCCCCCCACUAGGAGACCACCGCCUCAGGAGCAGGCAGGAGGCGGCGGCGGCGGUCGUCACAACUGGGGCCAAGGCUUCCGUCUGGGAGAUUAAUGAGCGAUGACAAGCGCUACCCCUCGCCUACUUCCAGCCUCUCCGUUUGGGUUAAAAUGUUUGCUGCUUCACUUUCUUUGAGCAAGUCCAAAUUAGGUCAUUUAAGUCUAACAAGUGAAAAGUAAAGGUGGCAAGUAUUUUACCCUAAUACUACAGUAAGACUACUGUUUCAAUGACUUUCAACAUGAAAAACAUAAAACAAAAAAAAAGUGAUUAUUCAACUCCCCUUUUCUUAGUUUCUUUUACUGCCUUAUUUCACACUUACAUUGUAAUUGUCAAGAUGCUGGGCAAAUCCUUGUGUAUGGCACACAUGGCCAACCGGAAGUACUGUCCUGAGUUGCCUCUGCGGGUGGUACAGACUUCCCACAAGCAAUUUUUGUUUUUGUAAAUACAAGUUACGAAAAGAUAAUCCACUCUGUGUUAUUUACUGGUAAGUCUUUUUCAGCAGACAACCUGUGAGAAAUCAAUGUGGAUGGUUUAUGUACCGUUGCCUUUGUACCCUACAAUUGGACCUUUUAGCAUUAUGUUUCAAAGUGUCCAGUCUUGUGUUUGUUAAUUAACAAAAUCAAACAUAGUCACAGGCUACAUUCAGGGGCUGAGUAAGGUGUGACUUUCAGUGACUCUUAUGGUCUCUUCUGCAUAUCGGGUGCAACCUGCUGAUGACACUCUUAAGCUCAGUGCCCAUUUUCCUCUGAGAACAUGCUGUUCGUAGCCUCACAAUGGCAAGGUACUGUUGAUCAACUAUUAGGUGUCGCCUUGGUCUCGUCAAAAUGUGAACAGCAUGAAGACAAUUGUUUCAGUACCAAUUGUAAUUGAACCAGAAAAUGUAUUGAUUGAUUCAUGGGAAAAAAACAUUUAGGAAUUGUCAUUUAGUUAAUUGUUAGAGAAGCGCAAGUGUAAUCAAAGGUUUAAAGAAGGCAAAUUCAAUUCACCUAUAAAUUGCAUGGAACACUUUGUGAGUAGUGUCUACAAACAAAUAACCAUUCACACCUAUAAACUGUGUUGAGUCCUCACUUUUUGGAAUGUGAGAGGAAGGCAGACUAUCCUGAGAAAACCCAGAGGGGGCCCAAGCUGCGAUUGUAACCCAGGACCAGUAAAUGCCCAGCAGCAAUCUAACACAAUUCACAUACAAUAAUUGUUCUUCAGUAACCAGACAAUACAAUCUUCAGGUUUUAAUGCAUGAAGACCAAGACCAGCAUUAUGUAUUUAUUGAGUUAGAGCAGAUUUAAAGUAGAAAAUAAAAAUGCAGGCAGUAUUCCUUAGAAGCCGACCAGAAGCCAGAAUACGCUUGAACAUGAAAUUUAAGCUGCAGAAACGUUCAUUUUGCUUUUCAAACCAGCAUUAUAUAGAAGUGACAGUGGAAUCGCUAGCAUGAGGAUGCAAUUAGACAAAACAAAAUACACAAUAUCCCUUUAAAUCUUGAGUACAAGUAAAAAAAAAAAAAAAAAAAAAGAUUGUAAGGCAGUCAACCAAGUUUUGAUCUUACGUGUAAAAGAAAAAUUGCAGACUGUACAGUAAUAACCAAAAUCCCCAACUGCCAGUUGAGAAGACAUCCCAGAAAGGCGAAAGCGGACGAGACGUUCACAAUUCACAGCUGAACAAGAUUCACACUUGAAACUGCUUCAGUUGUUUAAUCGUCAGUCAAUAAUCUCCACAACCCUGCAAAUUCAAAUUCAGUGGAAAAUAGCCAGUUUCCCCCCCCCCCCCCCAAAUCCAUAUGAAUCAUCAUCUUCAUCAGUUGAUGCGGAAAGAGCUGAAAAGGCAGCAUGGUGUGAUCAGACAGACUUUGUCUUUAAACAUUAGUAGAACAGAAAUAAGAACAUUCUGCACUGUUAUUGCCUCAGGUACUGGUGCAGGAGGACAAAAAAGAUACAAGUUAGUGCAUUCUAUCAUUCAUUGGCCUAAUUGGUCUGCACACGUGGUGGCUCUUUGUGGCAAACGUCGAGCUCAGUCUCCAGCAGUGAGGCCAAGCUUGCACUCCCACAAUCCAUUCCCUCUCACUCACUUCCCUUCGAGAACAUUGUCUGAGACUCCUUUUAUAAAGGGGCUGACGCUGCUAGAGAAAAGUUCUAGCUGGAGAUGAGGCGGCCGAGAGCAAGAAAGCCUUAUAGUAAUACAA
Phycodurus eques (leafy seadragon) is the source of this 3051-nucleotide messenger RNA. It is a transcript of the gene derl1, whose product is annotated as derlin 1. The transcript is spliced from 8 exons. Gene Ontology annotation, cellular component: Hrd1p ubiquitin ligase ERAD-L complex; endoplasmic reticulum membrane. The coding region runs from base 174 to 932 and encodes 252 amino acids. The record is from RefSeq and is a predicted model, not a curated record. Gene Ontology annotation, molecular function: misfolded protein binding; ubiquitin-specific protease binding. NCBI's taxonomy places the organism in Eukaryota, Metazoa, Chordata, Actinopteri, Syngnathiformes, Syngnathidae. Gene Ontology annotation, biological process: endoplasmic reticulum unfolded protein response.